CCGAAAACGGUAUCAGACUAAAUGAGAAGGGUCUGAUUUGCAGAUUGUCCAGCGCGGCGAUCGGGAAACUAAUCCGAUAUAAAGUGCUAGAAUUUGGGUAAAUUUUGGCCCUGAUUUUACAACGAUGGACUCUUAUGAUGUCAUAGCGAACCAACCGGUCGUCAUAGACAAUGGUUCCGGUGUCAUUAAAGCAGGGUUUGCUGGCGAUCAGAUACCAAAGUACCACUUUCCCAAUUAUGUUGGAAGACCUAAGCAUGUACGAGUUAUGGCCGGGGCACUAGAGGGCGAUAUAUUUAUUGGUCCAAAGGGGGAGGAGCACCGCGGACUACUGUCAAUCAAAUAUCCGAUGGAGCAUGGUAUUGUGAAAGACUGGAAUGACAUGGAGCGAAUAUGGCAGUAUAUUUAUUCCAAAGACCAACUGCAGACCUUUUCAGAAGAGCAUCCAGUUCUCCUGACCGAGGCUCCUCUCAACCCACGGAAGAAUCGUGAGAAGGCAGCCGAGGUGUUCUUUGAGACGUUCAAUGUUCCCGCUCUCUUCAUCUCAAUGCAGGCCAUCCUUAGCUUAUAUGCGACAGGUCGGACGACUGGUGUAGUCUUAGACUCCGGUGACGGCGUGACGCAUGCCGUGCCGAUCUACGAGGGUUUUGCUUUGCCUCACUCCAUCAUGAGGGUAGAUAUAGCAGGCCGGGACGUCACCCGAUACCUGCAGCUGCUACUGAGGAAGGAAGGCUUCAAUUUCCACACGUCGGCCGAGCUUGAAGUAGUCAAGAUGAUCAAAGAGCGGUCUUGUUUCCUAUCAAUCAACCCUCAAAAGGAGGAGACAACAGAUACAGAGAAGUCGCUGUACAUGCUGCCUGACGGAAGCACGCUAGAGGUUGGUCCAGCUAAGUUCCGGGCACCAGAGCUCCUCUUCAGGCCAGAUUUGGUCGGGGAGGAGUGCGAGGGACUCCACGAGGUCUUGACCUUCGCCAUCCAGAAGUCAGACUUGGAUCUGAGGCGGACUCUGUUUGCCAACAUCGUGCUGUCGGGAGGCUCCACGCUCUUCAGAGGGUUCGGGGACAGGCUGCUCAGUGAAGUCAAGAAACUAGCGCCCAAAGACGUGAAAAUCAGGAUAUCAGCCCCACAAGAAAGAUUAUACUCAACAUGGAUUGGGGGUUCAAUCUUAGCCUCACUAGACACUUUCAAGAAGAUGUGGGUCUCCAAGAAAGAAUACGACGAGGACGGAGUACGAGCCGUCCACAGGAAGACCUUCUGAACACCAGGCAAUAUUAGUUAAAUAGUUAAAUGAGAACAACAUAUUUAACCAUGUCACUUGUACUAGUGGAAUCUCUUUUUUGUUUUUGUUUACAUUGCAGGUUUUUGCUUUUGUUUGUACAGUUACAGAAAUGCGGGCUUGGGGAAUAUUACAGUUGUGUGCUUAUUUUGGAAGUUACUUUAAGUAGGAGGACAAGGUUUUUUUUUUUAUUUUGGAUUACGGAUUUUUUUGGUCUACUCUACUUUUAAAUACUCUACCUUUAAAUGUUUUGUCACUUAAUAUCGAAAAGCAUGUGUGCAUGAUCGGUCGAUGACAUCGGCAUCGUGGCCUACUAGUGCAGCUGGUUCCCGUCCGUUCUGCCCAAGAUGUUUUUGGUGACGGGAACCAGUACACGAACAAGUAGUAUGCACGUAUAAUCCAGCAACAAGCAAUGAUAUCAGAUCAAGGCGUUACAAUGUACGUACGUAGGCCUACAUGUGGCAAUGUACGGUGAGGCCUUUCUCUAUUUUGCAGGGCUAGACGCUUGGAUUGUGGUUUAAAAGCGAAUCAAAAGCUUGUGAUUUACUCGGAAGGCAAGAAUUUGUUUUUGUCAUCAUAAGUAGAAUAUUUGGGCUGAUCUAAAAAAAAAAAAAUUGUUGAUAUCCGAUUUUUUCGGCGGUAGAUCCGUAAUCCAAAUAAUUAAAAAAAAAUGGCCAGAGUAGCAGAGGUUUUUUAUGCAUAUUCCUCCUGAACAAGGCUAAAAGCUACAGGGCUACAAGAGAAAUAAAAAGAAGAGUAGGUACUCAAGAAAACUGAAGGAAGGAAUUAACAUUCCUCUUGAAACAGGACAGAUCAUAGGUUGGAGGGAAACAAGCACCAGGCAAGGAGUUCCAUAGAGAUGCAGCACGUGGGGAAAAAAAAACUAUUGCAAUAUCAUUUUGUUCUACAUCUAAGUACUGCAACAGCUUUGACUGAAAAUGCAAAUCCUGUUAAUUAUUAGACCAAAUUUUGAAUAUUUUGAUGUUAAAAUGCAACAGCUGUUUUUCCCCCCAGUCUUUCUGUUUAUUGUUGCAUCUUGUACAAUUGGGUUUGAACUCUCUGAUAAUGUACCAAAUUUGGACAAGUUUGUUAGGAAUGCAAUUAUGAAAAUUCUUGACUGAAUUGGCAGUUUUCCUAAAGAAAUGGUCCUACCUCCAGCCUGUCUGGUUUAAGAGAUACUUCAGUCAUUUUCCUAGUUCUGGAUUUUUCCUAGUUCCGGAUCGCUUCAAAAGAACCUACUUCUUUUGGAUUGGUUUCAAUCCUAUUUUUUUUCUGACUAAGUGUGUUUGAAAAGUAAAAUGUAAGCUCCUUGAUACACAAAUAUCUUUUUAAUAAAAUCUCUAGAAAAGGAAUUUUGGCCAGAUUUCCGACUUGCACUUUGACGUGUGUGGAUGAUUUGUAGAAAAUCACAGGAGCCGCGAAUCAAUGAUAAAUUUUUCCCUUGAUACAACACUCGGAACGUGUGAUUUUGAACAAUUUUUUUUGUACUCUACAGUCGUAUAAACACUUGCAUCAAAUGUUUGUUGAAACAAAAUAAGUUGUAGAGUCUCAAAUACUUGAACGCAUGCUUUUGCCUAGUUCAGGAUUGCACGCAUAAGUAGGACCAAACUACACUUGCGUAAUCGAUUUUUGUGUGACGUGUUCUGUGAUUGGUCAAUGUUUUGUGCCGUCGCGCUGCAGACAAAAGUUUCAAAAACAUUUUCGGGAAUUCUCAUCUUAAAAUUUGCUGGAAUUCUCAUGAAAGAACUGUUUUUCGAAAAAUUAAAUAAUACUUUAUCAGAAAAUUUGCUUGAAUCGGGUUGUUUCUGGCUGACAAAUUUAUUCUCUAGCGUGAUUAUUUUUUUCGCACGAAGCAGUUUUUGAACUGAUUAAACCGAUCCGGAACUAACAGAAGUGGCAUCGGUUCUUUUCGAGUCCCAUAUUCAAAAUGGAAAGAACUUAAAUUUACAUGUAGGAAACAUUUUUGAAGUAUCCUCAUCACUCAAGGUAAACGAUUAAACCAAUGUCACUCGAAUUCGUGAAUCAGUUGAGCCGAAAGCAGACUGAAUAAUGUUUGCGAUCCAGAACUAGGAAAACGACUGUAGUUCAAAUUAAAAAAAAUUUAUUUGUUUUGGGAUUGGUUUUUGUUUUUGAAAAGGCCACUUUUGCAUUUGACUUGCCAUAUAGGAAAUUCAGUUUUAAAAGUAAAUUUAAAAAUGAGUCGCAGAAAAGAAAUGUGUCGGUGAAGGCAACAUCCAAUAUUGAAUUUGCAUCUCCCUGACAAAUAUGGAAAUGGAAUUAAUUCAUUUUCAAUUUUUAUUAAUCUUGAAGGGGUUCCCAGGAUUUUCUGUAAAUUAAUUCAUGCAUCCACACGAGAUGUUAUAUGACCAGGCGAUACUUGCAUUCCUUUCUAUUUUACAAUUUACACAAAAAUACUUAAAUUUAUUUCAUUUUAUGCAUCAUUUCAGCGAUUUAGCUUUGGUUGAUAUUUGUAAGAGGAAUCAGAAAUAUGUUUAAUUGUAAAAAAAAUUUAAAACCCAAACUCAAAUAAUUUGUCAUGAAAAGUUCUUCCUCUCAUAACUUGUUUUUGGGUGUCUUUUAGGGCAGAUCUGCAGAA
Patiria miniata (bat star) is the source of this 3869-nucleotide messenger RNA. Its product is annotated as alpha-centractin. The record is from RefSeq and is a predicted model, not a curated record. NCBI's taxonomy places the organism in Eukaryota, Metazoa, Echinodermata, Asteroidea, Valvatida, Asterinidae. The transcript has 10 exons. Bases 125 to 1255 code for a protein of 376 amino acids.